This is a messenger RNA of Hyalella azteca, 4184 nucleotides long. It is a transcript of the gene Pink1, whose product is annotated as serine/threonine-protein kinase Pink1, mitochondrial. The coding region runs from base 408 to 2753 and encodes 781 amino acids. Gene Ontology annotation, cellular component: mitochondrion. Lineage: Eukaryota; Metazoa; Arthropoda; Malacostraca; Amphipoda; Hyalellidae. The record is from RefSeq and is a predicted model, not a curated record. Gene Ontology annotation, molecular function: protein serine/threonine kinase activity; ATP binding. Gene Ontology annotation, biological process: positive regulation of mitochondrial fission; regulation of apoptotic process; protein phosphorylation. The transcript has 13 exons.
UGGUUACUAAGUAGGGAGUUAUGUCUUUUCUCACAGUUUUUGCAAAAUUCCACAAUGGAUUUUUCACUACUUGGGCAGCAUUUGGUCUCUAUUCAAAGUCCCAUGCCAGAUAAUGGUGAUAUUUACAAUUCUUGACUUGUGAAAUUGAAGUGCUUAACAUUUAAGGGGAUAAGAUAAGGGUGUGUAUUAAAGAAUUGCUAGUUAAGCAAUAUAUAUUAUAUGUGACUUGUGUGUGAACAACUAUGCUGUUAACUUGUAUUCAGAUAAUUUUACUUGCAUCACUACUUAAUAUAUUGAUAAAAAAUUAACACUAUCUAAUUGUUAUGAUAGCAGAUUAGUUUCCAAAUCUUUAUGAGUUUUUGAUGUGAUCAUGUGAAGGCUAAGCAGCUGAAAGUAUCACAGCCGCAAUGAUCCUGAGCUUGAGGAAUCUGGCAUGGAGAGCUUUGCAGUGCGCAAAGUUUGUCUUAAGGGAUCAAGGUAUCUUGGCAAAUGCCAGGGCUGCUCCUUUUGGCUGUUUAAACGGAGGCAAAUCAAUUCUUCAAAAGUACUUGUUGCAGCAUCAAUCAGCCACGUUGCAGAAGACAAUAUCAGGACCAAGGCGUGGUAAUCAGGCUGGGAAAACUCUCCCCCGAGAGUCCAAUGUUUCGGGUGUUCUGAUCUCCCAACGACCCUUGGCCAAUUUGUUAGGCCGUGUGGGACCUCUGCUCUCUGGUGCUAUAUGGCGAUUAUCUACCCAGCGUAGCAGCCUAGGAACUCCUGUUUUUAUUAAGGACUCAGCUCCUUUAUUUGCAUUAGUUGGAGUUACUCUAGUUGCCUCAUCAGAUGAUUCUAAUCCAGACAAACAAGAUGUGGACCUAAAGAAGAGAGGUUUUGUUACCAGAGAAGAAGAAUUGGAAACAAUAUGUGGCAGUAUCAGAAAUGCCAUUUCCAAGAGUGGAUGGCUGGAGAGCCUUCAGUGUGACUUGCCAGUGAAGAAGCAGAAAGCAGCAGCUUCGUCCUCCGAUAUUGCUGCCUCUUCUCAGUCAUACUCACUGCAAGAUCUUGAUAUUGCUGGUGUCAUUGAUAAAGGCUGCAAUGCUGCUGUCUAUGCUGCUCGUUGGAAAACCGAUGAUAAAAUUGAUGAACCAUACAACUGCAGCUCAACUUCAUCUGUGUCGCCUUCUAAUGACCUCCCUCACACAUCUCAACAUCAGACAAGCCACAGCCCAGCUCGGUCAUCAAAUGUCAAUAUCCCAUUCAGUCAAAUGUCUGAGGGGUUCUUCAGGUCUUCGCCAUUCUAUUACUCUACUCUGAACUUGAACUCAUCAUCUCCAUUAGAAGAAACGAUUGCAAGAACAGUGUCUGUUGAGGCUCUUUAUCAUCCAUUAUCAGCCCAGUUUAACGAGGAGCAUGACUCACUGCUUCAUAACAUCUCCGCAGAGAAGGCAUCGUCACCUCAAUCUCAACAUCAGAGAAAUGAUCAACCACUAACUGCAUCAUCGCUGUCUAUUAGUGGCCAGUUUGGUUCCCCAAGCACAGUGCGUCCAAAGCGAGUUACUUUUAACGUUCCCUCCAACCUCAACUCAAAUAGUGGUUAUGGUCAAACUUCAACAAACAACAAUGUCUCGGAAGAGGGUCGUCCGACAGCUCCUAUAAGCCAGUUCCCUCUGGCAGUGAAGCUCGUCUUCAACUAUGAGGCCGCCUCCAAUGCACCGGCCAUUCUCUCUGCGCUCUAUCGGGAGCUUCUGCCUGCACGCUCUGUGCAACUAAAUGCUCCAAGUGACACCAUGCUGGAGGUGCUGCAGGCUGUGGUUCCCUACCACCCCAACCUGGUGGACAUGCCCUGCGCCUUCGUGGACCGCGUGCCCCUCCUCGAUGGCGGACUGCAGCUCUACCCCAACGCUCUCCCCGCGCGCCUAAGCCCACACGGUUUGGGCCGGAACAUGUCGCUGUUCUGCGUGAUGCGGCGCUAUGAAAUGACACUCGCUCAGUACCUCGAACUGAACCCACACCCUUCCUGCCGCACAGCUCUGCUCUUACUUGCUCAACUGCUGGAGGCUCUGCAGCAUCUACAUCGGCACCAUAUAGCCCAUAGGGACUUGAAGCCCGACAAUAUCCUGAUGCUGCUGACGGAUGGGGUGGAGGCGCCGUGGCUGGUCAUCACAGACUUCGGCUGCUCGUUGGCUGCGUCAUCAGCAAGCGGCCUGCGGGUGCCUUUUGUGUCUCGUGAAGCUGAGCCCAGGCAGGGCAAUGCUGCCCUCAUGGCUCCAGAGGUAAAAUCCGCUCGUCCGGGCAUGUUGCAGUCGGUGGAUUUUUCCAAGAGUGACCUGUGGGCCGCCGGCACGCUAGCUUACCAGUUCUUUGGUCUGCCCAACCCAUUCCUCUCUGGCAAAAAAGGCUGCCCGCAGCUUGACUCUGUCACGUACAAGGAGAGCGAACUGCCUGACCUGCGCGACACCGACGCUCCCGCUCCAGUCAGGCGACUCGUCGCUGAUCUGCUCGCCAGGAAGCCUGCUAAUCGCCCCAGCGCCAGCGUAGCAGCAACGCUGAGCCAGCUUUGUCUCUGGGGCCCAAGUUCGUGGCUGCAGCCCUCGGUCGGGGCGCGGCCUCAGCGCGAGCAGGUGAUGGAGUGGCUGCUGACGCUGACGGCGAAGGUGUUGUUCGAGCGCAGCGGCGUGAGUGCCGCCACAGAGUACCGUCUGGUGUCAGCCUUCCUGGCGCGGGUGCGCUUCACGGACGUUCUGAAGGCCAUCAGCUGGAACAAGGCCUACUGAGCAACGACUUUUUUUCGAUUUGAUGAGGUUUUUUCGAGCUUGCGCCUUCCAUUAUUUGUUCUUUGUUCUGACCUUCUUAAGGCCAUCAGCCUUAAGAACGUCAUAAAUAAGGUCCCUCUCACUUUUUUUUCUGACGUUCUUAAUGCCAUCAGCUGGAACAAGGCCUACUGAGCAACGACGUUUUUUUAUUUGACGAUGGUUUUUUUAUUUAGGUUUGCGCCUUCCAUUAUUUGUUCUUUUUGGGCUUCUUAUCUUGCAGGGGAUCCGUAAUAUCUUCCUUUUGUUACCCACUGUAGUAUGCCACUAUACGCGUAUUAGUCUACGCUCCAAGGCUGUCAUACCUGAUGCAUGGUAGAUAAAUCGAAGCGCCCUUAUCACUAGCACCUAAAACUGAUCAAAUAUCCACAGUUUGAUACUACUAGUUCAUCGGAUAUACAAGCUUAUGUGCACAAUGAAAACCAGUGCGCUUGCUUCCUAUCAGCCGUUAUGAAUAUUUUCCGGUACUGCAUUUUAGAAAAUUGUAAGAGUUCCCUAUUUGUUUACAAAUUUACCAUUUGAUCGUUAAGUCAGCACUCACCAAGUUCAAUAAAACUAGUGCCAUUAAAAAUUUACAGUAUUGCUAUCAAUAUAUCGACUGGCUUAUGAAAAUCAUUGUGUAAGGAAGCUUGUGACAACGAUAAUGGCGAGAUCAGUUCAUUGAUGAAACUUUAUCGUAAAAUUUUGUGUUCAUCUACUGUAUUUAUCGUCAGAGGUGAGGAUUAGUUUUAAGUUUAAUUGCGAUAAACUAAAAUUAUAGUUUAAUCACUAUAUUACGUAUAUUCAAAUGUCGUGUAAAAUAUAAUACAAUCUAUAUAGCCAAGUUCAUUGUGAUAGAAUUCUUCUGUUAAUCUUUCUUAGCGUUGCUUUGCUUCAACCAUAUGCAGGCGUUGUAGCAAUAGAAAUAGAUUCUCCGUACGUUUGCUCUUGAAGGUGAAUCUAUGUACUUAUGUCGCUGGGAGAUAUUGCAAACUCAAUUCUAGUUAAAUCUUAUUGCGGUACUUUUUUUCAAUCUGGGUACUAUUUUUGCAACCAUGGAGACGCGGCAUUAUUUGCAUCAAAUUCUUUGUUCACAAUUGAAUACAGAAGUGCGACGUCCUAUUAGGAUUAAACGAGUUUCCGAAUUGUACCUCAUGUUGACAAGUGCAGUUCAUACGCUGGAGAGCUUAAGUGGCCUUGUAGUAUCUAAUAAUCUUCCGGUCAUUUAUUGCUUCUCACAAUCGUGUACAUACGCUAUCGAUGCCAAAUUCAAAGCUGUUACACAGCAACGAAUUCUCCAGGCUGAUUAUUACGAGAAGCUUUAUAGACAUACACGUGUAAUUCUUGUAUAACUGAAUAUAUAGUUUUAUUCGGAGCCCUCGGUGGUUAUUACCUAAAUAAAAAUGUACGUUUUAA